UCGAAAGAGCUUCGCAAAGGUCGUUCAUACACUGUCCAAAGUAUCAUGCGUGCUGGUACUGACGGAUACAGAGCUCCGGAAACCUAUAACGACGACGUGAUUUCCAAAAAAUCCGACAUCUAUUCGAUGGGUCUCGUGAUAUACGCGGUAUGGAGUAAUGGAAAACAUCCAUUCGGUGAAGAUCCAGAUGCAUGGAACUUGUAUAUCAAGAAAAACCAAAAUCGUGACCUCGACCAUCUACUCCUCAGCGACCGAAUCAGAGCGAUAAAUUUUCUCGACAAGAUGUUGCAAUUUGAGCUGAAAAAACGCCCAACGGCUGACAAACUUCUGGCUAAUGAAUUGUUUCGAAGAUCAGCGAAAGGAGCAACAAAAGUCUUCAACGCAAACAAUGACAAUGUAAUUAUCUUGUCUUCCUGGGACGAAGUCAGCUUUUACAAACCAGCAACAAAGGAAUGGCAUGAAUGGAAGGUAAGAUAAAGGAAUAAGAUUAAUGCAACUGAAUUAUCGCAAAAUAUUCUUGAAUUAUUUUCUUUCUAGAAAAUAUCCUGGCUCUGCGACGGCGGCUAUUCUAUUGUUGCAAUGAAUGAUUAUCUCUAUGUACUAAUGAAAUAUGGUGAAGUCUAUUGUACAAAAUACGCUGAUCUCGUACUGGUAUGGGAAAGAUUAUCGGAUAUGAUAUGCGAACACGGAACUUGGCCACCCGCUGUUGCAAUGAAUGGAUGCAUCUACGUGUGUGGUGGUCGGGAAUCGAACAGUAGCUCAGUCGAAAGAUACGAUCCAACGAAUAUCGAAUGGCAAGAGUUGGAAAGCAUGAAAAUAGGAAGAAAUGAACUCACAGUUGUUUCAGCCAAAGGACGUUUGUAUUGUUUCGGUGGAUAUGAUGAAACCGAUCAAAACUUCGAAAGUGGCGAAGUGUUCGAUCCUGAAAGUUCAAAAUGGGAGUUCACUGCACCGAUGCCUGUAGGAACGGGAGAUGCAUCUGCCGCACAGUCAAACGAUUUCAUAUACAUCGCAGGUGGUCGAGUACUUCUUUGCUAUGAUAUAAACAACAAUUCUUGGCAGCAAAUAUCUUUGCAAAUUCAAUUACCGGAUUCUGGUUGGAGAUUCAGCCAAGUUGUUGCUCUCAACAAUGAAAUAUAUUUUACUAUAAAAAUGGUAGAAACAUAUGCCUUGUACAAAUUUGAUCCGAAAACAAAUCAGGCUGAACACGUUGAAACAGAUGAAAGAUUCCGGUGUGACUCAAUCGCCGUUGGACAUAUGUAA
Styela clava is the source of this 1263-nucleotide messenger RNA. Lineage: Eukaryota; Metazoa; Chordata; Ascidiacea; Stolidobranchia; Styelidae. The record is from RefSeq and is a predicted model, not a curated record.